Molecule: messenger RNA, 1308 nt
Organism: Acaulospora colombiana
Lineage: Eukaryota; Fungi; Glomeromycota; Glomeromycetes; Diversisporales; Acaulosporaceae
Source: the annotation of a GenBank genome assembly
AUGUCUCACUUAUGUCAAGGGGCUAUCUACAUUUCAAGCGCAGAAGAUAUUCAGGAAUCAAUUAAUUGCGCGAACCAAUUAGACAUUCCGGUAGUCGCCAGAUCAGGUGGUCAUUCUUAUGAAGAUUAUAGCCUUGGCGGUAGAGAUGGAGUAUUGGUCAUAGACGUAAGAGAGUUAAAUCAAGUUACUGUUGAUCCCGAGUCUCAGACGGCGGUAAUAGGGAGCGGCAAUAGGCUAGGGCCGAUUUACGCUAAACUAAACGAAACGGGGUUUUUAAUUGCUGCCGGAUCUUGUCCAAAUGUAGGAAUUGGUGGUCAGGCCACAGGCCGAAAAUAUGGAAUGCUAUCGGACAACGUGAUCGCCGUUGAUAUAGUAACAUCCGAUGGCACAUUCCUCUCACCCGUUAACUCCACUCAACAUCCGGACCUUUUUUUCGCUCUCCGAGGUGCAGGCAAUGCCGGAUAUGGGAUAGUUACAUCUUUUACAAUUAAAGUCUACCCCGUGCCGUCAACUGUCACCAUUUUCAACUUUACGUAUGCCACGAACGAUGCACAAAAAAUUUUCAAUGCAUUCAGCACAUUUGGACCACAAUUGAACACGAACUUCUCUUUUUACCUUUCUCUCUUUCCCGAUAUAAUUUACGAGGAUAACGACUGUGACAAAAAUGAUGAUCCCGACAAAUUGACCAUUCAUGGGUCGAAUUUGGGAACUCUCGGUGAAACCAAGGCAAUUUUAGAAGAAUUUGUCAAUACCACAAAUCCCAUCAAAACAGUAUUCAUAGAGGGAGGCUGGUGGGACACGGUCAUUGAAUAUAUUGGUGAUGGAAACGAGACCACAGUAUUGAAACCGUACUUUUACCCCGAACCAUUUAAACAAAAGUCAUUCUUUGUUAACUCUCCAGGACUUUCUUCAGAGGGCUUAACAUUUUUGCAAAAUUACAUCAACUCAUCGAAAUGCAAAACCGUAGUUUUAAUUGAACUGUAUGGCGGCGGUAGGGUGAAUGAGAUUUCGCCAGACGAAUCCUCAUUCUUUCACAGGGACUCUUUGUAUUUAAUACAAUUAGAGACAAAAUUAAAGGGUGUUGGUCACGAUACGUGGGAGGAAUGUUUGGAAGCAGUUAGAAAGUUUGGAAUAGAGUUUCAAGAAAAUUAUACUUCAUACCAUAGCUACCAAAAUUACAUAGAUGGCGAACUAAGUGAUUGGGGAACCAGAUAUUAUGGAUAUCAUUUUUCGAAGUUGAUUGAGAUCAAGGCAAAAUAUGAUCCUAUAAAUAGAUUUAACUGGGCACAAAGUAUUCCAAUCAAGUAA